This is a messenger RNA of Salvelinus fontinalis (brook trout), 827 nucleotides long. RefSeq lists its product as uncharacterized. The record is from RefSeq and is a predicted model, not a curated record. Bases 192 to 827 code for a protein of 211 amino acids. The transcript is spliced from 3 exons. NCBI's taxonomy places the organism in Eukaryota, Metazoa, Chordata, Actinopteri, Salmoniformes, Salmonidae.
GUUGUAUUUGAAACGUUUUUAUUAAAAGUAUUAAUUUAAAAAACGCUGCGGAAGGACCACAGUUGUACAGGAUAAACAUAUGUACAGUGACCUGCUCAAAGGGUUCCAGGACCCUGCACACCUCCUCCACCACCUCCCAUUCCUCUUGGGUCAGAGCAUCAACUGCAUGUCUGGCAGACAUAUCAGUGUGGAUGACGGAUCACCACCUCAAGCUGAACCUCGGCAAGACGGAGCUGCUCUUCCUCCCGGGGAAGGACUGCCCGUUCCAUGAUCUCGCCAUCACGGUUGACAACUCCAUUGUGUCCUCCUCCCAGAGUGCUAAGAACCUUGGCGUGAUCCUGGACAACACCCUGUCGUUCUCAACUAACAUCAAGGCGGUGACCCGUUCCUGUAGGUUCAUGCUCUACAACAUUCGCAGAGUACGACCCUGCCUCACGCAGGAAGCGGCGCAGGUCCUAAUCCAGGCACUUGUCAUCUCCCGUCUGGAUUACUGCAACUCGCUGUUGGCUGGGCUCCCUGCCUGUGCCAUUAAACCCCUACAACUCAUCCAGAACGCCGCAGCCCGUCUGGUGUUCAACUUUCCCAAGUUCUCUCACGUCACCCCGCUCCUCCGCUCUCUCCACUGGCUUCCAGUUGAAGCUCGCAUCCGCUACAAGACCAUGGUGCUUGCCUACGGAGCUGUGAGGGGAACGGCACCUCCGUACCUUCAGGCUCUGAUCAGGCCCUACACCCAAACAAGGGCACUGCGUUCAUCCACCUCUGGCCUGCUCGCCUCCCUACCUCUGAGGAACUACAAAACAAGCUACAUAGGGGCAAUACCAGAAUGA